AUCGCCAUUUUCUAUUUUUGCAUAGCUACGAGCUAAUGUUACAUGUGUACAUUUUGUGUGAUAAAUUAAACGAUUCUAUUUGUAAUUAACGUUUUAUUGUGGAGCUCAACGGAAUAAUGUCAUGAAUUUGUGGAAAACGUAUCGGGCACAUUCUAUAAUCGAGUUCACCUUGUUUGCCGUCCGCGUUGCCGCGAGUAAACUCAGUUUGACUUGCACGUAAACAUUUUUCAUCAACUUUCCUCCAAAAGUGAGAGUGGAGUGAAAAAGAAGUCGGAUGUUCUAACCAAACUGCGUCUAAUUGAUAUCGAAUUAUUAUUCCGCUCGCGAUUUCGGGUUCAAGGGAUUUACGAUAAAAAAAACGAAUCUGUGAUAUUAAGCAGUAAUAAGGUAUAUAGAUAGAUUCUAGGUGAUAACUUCAUACAAAUCAAGAUAUACGUGUGUCGUAGUUGUAUCUUAAAAAUAAGUAGGUAUAGAUCUUUAAAAGGAUCUAAAAACGAAAAAGGAAUUCGAAUAUAGAUAACUUUUAAAUAAUCGUCCAAAGAACAAGCAUCUUCGAGAACAAGAUGUCUGUUGAAUCUGUGUCAAGUGACAGGCCGGACCCAAAAGACGAAGGAGAUGAAGCAAUUAUAUCAAUGUCGGUCGCCGGUGAGGUGACUGAUUCCUCGAUUUUGGAAGUUGGUCGUUCAAGACCUCAAUUCCAAUACACUCGGGAGGAACUCAUGAACAUAAAGGAGACAGCUUUGGCUAAACGAAAACCUGAUUGCCUAGAUCCGGCAUACAAUAACAAGCAUGGUGUGUGGGAUCCUGAGCGUUGGCAUUUGGAUAGAAAGCGAAGUGAAACACCACCUGAUGAUGAGCCGGCGAGUCGUAUUGAUUCUGUUGCUGAAAAUCAUGCCAAACGACGAAGUGGAGAUCCUCGCGAGAGAAUUCGCAAAGAGCAGGACGGCAUUGUUUUGAGUCCGCAACGACGAAGUUUCAACUCCGGAUGUUUUGUCAACGUAACGCAACCCCCACCGCGACGACCAGAAAGCCCGAUUGGCAAAUCUGAGGUUUCACAUCGUGAGCCAGUUCGACGAAUUGGCAGUGGUCGCAUAUUAAAUCGCGACAUGUGGGACUUUAGAUCGGAUAAUGACAAACUUGAUUCAGAUCGUUCGGAAUAUAAUUUCCGACCUGGCGGUGGAAAUUCUCUUCGCGAUCGAGACAGUCGAGACUCGGGAAGAGAUAGAGACAUGAUGCGAGAUCGAGACAUUAUUCGUGAUCGAGAUGACAGAAAUGAUCGUUUCGAGCGACGUUCAUUUGGUAGAGAUUUUGGUGAUCGUGAUCGAGAUCGCGACCGCGGAAUGGAGAGAAAUGAGCGCAAUCAGCAAAAUGAUCGUGGUCGCGAUCGAAGAUAUGGAAAUGAUCGUCGAAGAAGCUUCAAUGAUAGUCGCGAUAAUGAAGAGCCUGAGUGGUUUAGCUCGGGUCCAACUUCACAACACGAUACCAUUGAAUUACGUGGCUUCGAAGAUAUACCUGAGGAGAAGAUGAACAAUAAUAAUACUAGCGCGAAAGGAAAGAAACAAUCUCCCGCUCAGAAGAAGCGUGCAAAGAAAGCAGCUGAAAAAGAAGAGAAAAAAGAGGAGAAUCAUUCAGCUGGUCCAAAGGGUCGUAGUACACCAAAUUCAAUGGAACCACAAACAAAUGUUGUUGCCGCGCCACAUUCUCCAAUUCUCGAGCAAAAUGAACAAGAGCCGCCCAUUGUCACGAAAGAGAAGCAAGACGAUAGUAAAUCCACGACAACAACUGAACAAAAUUCUGAGGAGACGGAAAAAUCAAAUAACACAUCCAGUCAGAAUCAAAGUCAAGAGACAAAACAGUCUGAUUUCAAUCUUGAUGAGUUUUUGAAAUCAGACACAUUUCCAGGAGUUUCUGGACUCCUUACCAAUGGAGUUGGCUCCAAUGGUGGAACAGGUUCACGAUUCAGUCAAUGGUUCAAGAGAGAAAGUCCCAUUCAACAGGUGGACAGUCGUAGACAAUCUAUCCAAGAUGAAUUGCUCAACAAUCUAUUGAAUGAUAUUUCUGAACCUAAAAUCAAGAUACCCGCUGUAUCCGAGUCAAAUGCUUAUUUUGCGCCAAUUUCUCCUGCCAAUACAACUAAUAAUGCUGCAACUGGAACGAAACUUCUUGAAAUGUUACAACGCGGUAAUAAAAAUCAACAGAAUGGUCAAGGUGACGCUCAGGCAAAUCCAGUUGUUCAAAUGAUGAAAAAUUCCACAAUCAAAGAUGUCGAACAAAGUGGUAAAGUUUUUCAUAGUUUGGAAGAAUUGGAAGCAAGAAUGCGUGGUGGACUUCCAAAUGAACAACCAAGAGUGAAUAAAAACGAGGAAGAUCUCUCUGCUUUUAAAAAAUUGCUCGCUCAAGUCACAGGUGGUCAGGCUGUUCCUGCUGCGAAUGGACCAAUUCCACAGAAACAACAACAACAACAACAGCAGCAACCAAUCACGCUAAUGCAAUUAUUGAAUACACAAUUGAAGACUCAACAAAAUGAACAAAUUCGACCUCCAACUUAUAAUCAUGUUGGACCUCUUGGGCCAAUUCAACAUCCUCAUCAAAGUCAAUUACAGCAUGAGAAUCUGAUGAAAGUUUUGCAAGUUCAACAGCAACAAAAGCAGAGACAGGAGCAACAGCAAAUGUUCUCAAUGAUGAUGGGAAAUCAGCGUAUGAUGGGCGUGAGUCCAAUUCCACCAGAUGUCCAAAUGAUGAUCAAUUGUGCACCCACUACUCGUGAACUUCUUCAGAGACCAGAAGCUCGGGCUAUCAUUCAUGGACUUCAACAUGGCGAUAUUACAAAACAACAUAUUAUUGAACAGUUGCAGAAUCCUGUAAUGCAACACAGACAUCGAGAGGUUCUUGUGAAUAUACUGAAGGUUUAUGGAGGAACUACUCCCCGCACAGUGAGUCCACAUCCUAAUGUGCCCACUCCACAGGAUCAUAUGCUCCAGCAAAUGUUGUAUCAGCAACAACAGCAACAACAACAACAACAGCAGCAACAGCAACAACAACAAAGAAUUCCUUCGCCAAUGAACAAUGUGAUGCAACAUCGAGUUCCAUCGCCCCGUGAACUAGCAAUGCACACGCAAACAAUAAUACAAAAUGCCUUGAUCAAAAAGAAGCUUGAGGAACAACGUGAAAAUUUUCGCAAACGACAGGAGCAACAACAGCAUCAUCAGCAUCAGCAGCAUAAACAUCAAAAUCAUCCAAAUGCUCCUAGUCCAGUGAAUUCACCGGCAAAACAGACAUUAAGUCCAACGCCACUUGCAUUCACGCCAACUUCGGUAUUACGUAAAAUGACUGCCGAAAAGGAACCCGAGGGUGCGAAUCAAUCAUUUCAACAAGUAGAAAUUAUUAUUGCUUCUGCUUCCGCUAAUCAAGCUUUGCCUAAAUUUAAUUCUUCUGUAGUUAAUCCAACACAAAAUUACACUACACACAAACAUCAAUCACCCAAGGAGAAAAAGUGGAAUGGUUAUGUUAACAAAGGUCAAGGUAAAAAUAAUAAUAAUAAUCACAGAAACGUUGGUUCCGCUAAUAAUAAUAAUAAUAACAAUAAUAAAAUAAGUCCCAAGAAAAAAGUACCGAAUUCAAAAAAUACUGAUGAUAAUGAUGAAAAUAAUAAUAAUGAAUCGCAAAAAGUAACAAUAAAUUGUCCUGAGGGUACAAAUUGUGAAUCGGUUUCUAAUACUAAAAUUUUGGAUUUUGAUCCAAAAGUUUCGAAUAUUAAUUCAGAUCAAAUUUCUAAUGACGAUUCCAAAAAAGAUACAAUCACUGAUCCAUGUGAUAAAAUUGUGAAUUGUAAUAAAAUAAUGUUGGAUUCUGAUCCAAGCAUUUCAACUUCGGUUUCAAAAGUUUCAAAUUUUGAUUCAAAUAUUCAAGAUAAAGAAUCCGAUUCAAUUUCAGAAAAAUCAAUUAUCGUUUCAAAUAAAAUUGAUUCUGAUCCAAUUCCCUCAGUUUCUUCAAUUCACAUUGAAAACGAUAAAUCCAAGAUUUGUGAGGGAGAAGAUUCAAAUUUAGAAAAAUGCUCUUCACUUGAUUCUCUGGAUUUUAUCAACGAAAACAAAAAAAAAUGUACAGGUAACAACGAUCCAACAAAAAUGGUUCCUCCCAAUUCAGCAGUACGACGUGACGAUCUUUCAGUUAUUGCUGAUUUUGCUCAUCAAGUUGCUCUCGCUGCUGGAGAAACUCGCGUACCACCAACUCGAUCACAACAACCAAUUCACCCCAAUUGGCAGAAUCCUGCUGUCAAACAGCAUCCUGGACGACCAAUUGUAAAAGGAAUGAAUGAAUAUCCGUAUAGUGCAAUGUUGGAAAUGCAACAACAGCAACAGCAGCAAAAACAACAACAACAACAGCAGCAACAACAACAACAAAGAGCAGUUUCUGGGAUGUUCGCUAAUCCCCAUCGUUCAAAGCACACAAUGACAGCUCCAGCUUCUCAUCAAAAUGUUUCUCAAUUUAAUGUUGCACCCAAUUCCGUUAUGGGACAGAGAACCAAUCAAAUGACUAGUCAAAUGAAGCAAGUUCAUCUUGCGAAUUUACAACAGCAACAACAACAACAACAGCAGCAGCAGCAACAGCGAUCUGUUAAUCCACAAAUUCAGCUUGCCUUGAACCAAAAUUAUAAUUCGUCUCGUAAUGACGGACGAGUAAUACGACCACAACAAUUAAAUAUUGGUGUUGGACGACAAACAUCACCGGGACUUGGAUUUAUGAGUGGAACUGGAGGUGAACUUUCUCCAACGUCAAAUCAAUUGGCUCGAUGGUUUAGCCCGGAACUUCUCGCUCAAGCACGUGCCGGUAAAUUGCCAGAGUUGGGUCAAACUAAUUCUAUUCUAUCGGUAGAAGAACUCGAGAGAUUACAACAUGCAUCGACGACAGUUCACAACUAAAUCGACGUGAGACUUUUUAUCCUGUUCCUAAUAUAUACAUCUAUUUAUAUAUUAGGAUUAUUACGAGUGGAAAAAAAAUCUCCUAUUUGGAUCUCAAAGAUACUUUUCAAAAAGUAUUACAAGCGAUUUAUAACAAAAUUGAAGACAGUUUUUUUUUUCUUUUAAUGAAUUUAAUUUAUUAUUAUUAUUAUUAUUAUUCAAGUUCCUGUCGAUUCGAGAAAAAAUCUAUGUUGCUCAAAUGAAAAAAAAAUCGAAAUAGACAUUUUCUCGAAAAUUGACUUUUUUUGUUUUGAGUUAUUGAAACCAUUUAAAUAUUCUUCUACAUCAAAAAUCGUUUGUAAUUUUUCAUUUUGAAUUGUCUCAAUUUGAUUUCAUUGUGAUUGUCAUAUAUUAAUAUAUGAACAAGUUAUUUUAAAGACUAAAUUCUCAUUUUGAGACGGAAACAUUUAAAAGAAAGAGAGACUUUUAAAGAAAAGAAAAACGAAUUCUCAAUGAUCGGAAAUAUUUAAUGUUAGGCAAAGAAUUUCCAAUCAAGACUGUGCAAAACUGUUUCUGCAAUCCCAUUAAUGAACGCGUUCUCUCGAAUUCAUUUUUUCUUUUUUUAAAAAAAAACGUAAAAAAGAAACUGUUUGUCCGUUCUACAACUAUUCUCAAUGCAAAAAUGAGAACAUCUCUAAAUCGCUUCACACGGCUGUCAAAUUAUUUAUUUAUUACUUUUUUUUUUAAGGGGCAAUGAAGGGAAAUUAAAAUGACGUGCGUGAAAACUUUGAUCUUCGAGACUGAUGUAUUAUUGUAAGAUUUGAUAAAACUUAAUCACCGUCUCCCCCAAAAAAAAAAAAUCAUGAAUACUUUCUUUUUUUUUUUGUCUAGUAUUAUACUUUAAUUAGUUAAUUAACAAAUGAAAUGAAAAAAAUACCUAAAAAAAAAUUUUAAUGUAAGAAAAUUUAAUUGAAAAAUUAAGUUUAAAAAAUGUAAAAAAAAAAGUUAAUUUAAAUAGUAUUUUCAAACUAUGGGAGUUGUAAUAUAUCGAAUUAUAAUUAGAGAUAAUUAAACGCGGUCUUUUUUUUGCGUUUGGUGCUUUGCUCGUAAAAAACAAAAACUCCCAUAAAGACUGUUUGAUCGCGCUAUUUUCGGUGCGAAAUUUAAUAUUAAGAGAUCUCUUUUUAAAAAACAUUAAUAAUAAACAUUAUUAUUUAGAAGAAAAUCCUGGCUCUUAAAGUGUAUGUCUGUUAUUCUCAACGUAUAUUAAAUAUAUAAAUAAAUAAUAUAUUAUCUUAUUGAUAACGAGAAUACAGUGUGCUACCAAGAAGAUUAAUACUUCAUUAUAUUAGAUUCAAAGUAUCUUUGAAAAAAAAAAAAAAAUUAAAGAAAAGAAAAGUUGGGACAUAAAAAAUCAUCAUGAAAAAUGAAUUUACAUUCCACAAAUAAAAGCUGUCAAUUUUUUUAUACUCGCAAGAUUUUGACAAUUUGAAAAUAAUUCUCAUUUACGAUGAUUUUUGAUAUUAAUUGAAUCAAAUUUGAUUCUCAAUAAUGCGAAAUUUAAAUGGCAAAAUUUUCUGUUUGUAGCAAACAAUACUUUUUUGAAUCUCAAUUAAUUGUGGCUGUAAUUAGAUUUUUUUUAAUAAAAAAAAAAGUUUUGUAAAUAUUAAGGCAAUUUUAAUUUUUAGUGAGAGAUUGAUACGACGUACAAUUAUUUUUUUUUUCAAGUUAUAAAAAUUUAUAUGGGUGGAGGUUUUUUUUUUUUUUUUGAAAUUUUCUCGAAGCAAGGAAAUCACGUGUACGUCUAUAUUUAUUCGAUAAAACUUGAUUGUUUAGAAUAAACAUAAUUAGAAGAAAUAAUUGUACUAAGAAGGAAAGAUGAGAAAAUGAUUUUUAAUCGAUUCUUGAGAAUUCUACACUCGUUCGAUAUCGUAAAAAAACCGAAGAAAAUAUCCGAUUGUUUCUCAAAGAAAAAAAAAAGAUUUUAGGUCAAAAGAAAAAUUUUUUAUAAAAAACAAAAUGCACUGAUUUUAUUAAUUUUGUUUAAAAAAAAAAUUUGAUAAGUUUUGCGAAUGUAAAAGAAAUAAGGUUUCGAAUUUAGUUUCGUUAUAAAUUUGCGUUUAUGACUUAAGAAUAAUUUUUAAAAAAAUUUCCAAAUAAUUUUAUGUUCUUUAUAGUAUCAUUUUAAAAUUUUUACUUGUGCUUUGUUGUAUAUCUUUUGUCUUUUUCUCAACCUGUGAAGCGAAAUUCGCAGCUACAACUCAUUAAAGGACAUGUAUAUUGACAAAGUACUCGCAAAUAAAAAAAAGAAAAAAAAAUACAUAUAAUAUUAAUAGUAAAACGAAACUGUUAGUCUUAAAGACUUUUAGCGAAGCAUCUUUUAAAUCAAGUUGCAUUUAAAAAUAAGUGUCAGUUUCGUAUAAGACAUAGUGAUUGUAGAACGACGUUCAAAGGACAAACGGCUGUAUAAAGAAAAAAGAAAAAAAAAAAAAAAAAAAAAAAAAACGCAAGUACCUACUCAUUUUUUUUUUUGUCGGCUUAAGAAUAUAAUUGGGAACCUUUUUGUGUCCUAUUUAACUCGAGAGAAUUGCUAUAGUCAUUAAUUAGGCGACUAUAGAAAUGCGCCUCUUUCGUUUUUGCUAAUCAGAGGCGAUUCUAUAAUCUUACAAACUUUUGUAAAUAAUUCGAAACCCUCAAAAAGAAAAAACAAAAAAAAAAAAAACUUUAUUAGUCAUGUAAGUACCGAAAUCCAAUGUUUUGUAAAUAAAGUUAUUAAACAUA
Molecule: messenger RNA, 7682 nt
Organism: Leptopilina boulardi
Lineage: Eukaryota; Metazoa; Arthropoda; Insecta; Hymenoptera; Figitidae
Exons: 11
Coding region: 564-4922 (1452 amino acids)
Biological process (GO): negative regulation of translation
Cellular component (GO): cytoplasm; nucleus
Molecular function (GO): mRNA binding
Source: RefSeq, a predicted model, not a curated record